UGUGUGCGUGUGCGUGUGUGUGUGCGCGCGUUUGUAUAUAUGGAUUUAAAGGGGCUCUUUAGUUUUAAAAAAAUAGAUGUUAUUGCUCUGAUUUGUAAAUAAGUUUCAGUUUCUCAGAAAUGAAUCUGGUGGUUGUCCUCACAAGGAGGCAAUGCAUACACCUGUUGCCUCACCCACUUUCCCACAUCUUGUACAUAUAAUAAGGUGGCUGUUACGCAGAAGACAGUCGUCUCCAAAGCUGACAUGGCAGGAUUUUGUAAUUACCUCUUUUUUAGUUUGCUUAUACAAAUCUGUAAUGACAUCUAUGAUGUACGUGAAGAAAUAUGUAAGUCUGUCGUCAUAGGCGCAGGAGGAGUUGUGACUGUGCUCUUCACACCUGCUUUGCUGGUCACCCUUGGUUGGACCCAAGCUGGAGUAGCAGCAGGCUCCAUUGCUGCCUCAAUAAUGUCAUGGAUGGGAGUCGUGUCAUCAGGAAGUCUGUUUGCAUUUUUGCAAUCAAUAGGUGCAACUGGUCUGACAACGACUGCAGCUGGAGUUGUCGGCAGCGUUGGAGGAGCAAUGGGAUGGAUGCUAUCAGCCAUUUGUAACCAAAAUGGUACCACUUCAACCUUAAGAUAAACAGCAUGGACACAGGCUGUGUGUACUCUUAAAUAACACAAUUAUUCAUGUAGGUGACUGUUUCUGUUUCUGUGAUUAAUCUAAUCAUCUUAUUUAAAUGAACUUUUCAUACAUCUGCCACACACACUCUGCAUAAAGCAUCUUUCAGGUAAACAUGAGAGGUUGCUGAACACAAUGAGCUAAACAAUGUGUAAGAAAUGCAGAAGAUGCUGCCUGGCGUUGACUCAGGAAGUUCAGUAACUCUGAUAAAUGAUCGAUUUGACACCAUUUGAGUGAAUGUGACGCUAUAAAAAUGAUGAUUCUGUGCUCUUUGAAUAUUCUCAUCUUAAACUGUCCUUUUAUUAACCAUAAUAAAAUGCAUCUGAAAUAAACCA
Molecule: messenger RNA, 992 nt
Organism: Labrus bergylta (ballan wrasse)
Lineage: Eukaryota; Metazoa; Chordata; Actinopteri; Labriformes; Labridae
Source: RefSeq, a predicted model, not a curated record